Messenger RNA from Otolemur garnettii (small-eared galago), 10038 nucleotides. RefSeq names its product mucin 16, cell surface associated (gene MUC16). The record is from RefSeq and is a predicted model, not a curated record. Lineage: Eukaryota; Metazoa; Chordata; Mammalia; Primates; Galagidae.
AUGGUAAGCACCAGCAGAGUGACAGUCAUGGGAACACCAGUCCUCACCAGCAUGAAGGCUGAGCAGGAUUUUCCCUUGACUCCCACCCUGGCAUUUACAACAUCAGAGCAUGAGUCCAUAGAGGCAGUGACCCAGCUUGAGACAACACUGGUGCAGAGAACAAAGUCACAUGAGGCCACAUCACCAGUGGUUACUGCCUUCAUCGUGGAGCCCCAACGUGUGCUCUUCAACCUCCUUCUUCCUCAGUCUGCAAGAAUUGGGGAAGAAUCUGUUUCCUCUUAGACCCAUGGACUCCAUAGGAAGACCAGUACUUCUCAGAACACCAGCACCGCCACAGACACAAACGGGGCCCCCUCCUCUGCUCCCGCCGUCACCUCCCUUCCCACCUCUGGCCUGGCCACAGCCUUGCACACGCUGGGGGCGAGCCACACCCCCGCAGCCAGCUCACCUCCGAAUUUCAGCGGAUCCACGCAGGACUUGCGGGCCACGCCUGAAGCGCCGGCACGUGCAAGUGCAGGGCCUCCCUCCCCACGCGCCGCGGCCACCCACGCCAGGACCCCGAGCUCGGGACGUGGGUCCCCGUCCUCCGGCCCAGGGGACCGGGAGACAUCCGGGGUCACCUCCCCAGCGGCCGCCAUCUCCACCGGGGACGAUUCCACUCCUUCCACCGCAGCUGGCCAAAGCCCUGGGACCGGACGCGUUCCAACAGAGCCCGCGUCUCCCCUGGCCUCGGCGCGGAGGGGGACCAGCCCCUCGCAGGACGCCCGCUCAGCCACCCAGACAAGCACUCUCCGUUCUGCUGGGCCCGGGCGGGCCACCUCUGAGGUCCCCGCGCCGGCAGCCGUCUCCUCCGCCACCACGUCCCCCUCAGGCCAGGAGAGGUCCACCGCGUCGCCUCGCGUGGGAGCACCAAUGACCACCCAGCCCUUGACCGCCCCUCCCAUGACGGCAUCUGCACCGGGGACCGCCGCCACCCCAAGGGGCGCCCCCGGGUCCACGUCGCCGGGGGCCCUGGCCUCGGACACGGCAGCCACAUCCCCCCGGGGAGGGACUCCCCUGACCGGGUCUCAGCGAUUUCCACACUCGCCGACCAGCACUCUCGUCAGCUGGGCUCCGGAGACCGCGUCCCGGACCGGCCCCGGCCCCGUGGCACAAACCAGCCCUGCUCCCACCCCGCGGCCUGCGGCUGCCAGGACCUCACCUUCCCCCGUGGCCUCCACCUUGGGAGACAGCAUCCCCCCCUCGCCUCCUCCCGUGACUUCACUCUUCACCUCUGCCUCGCCGCUGCCCACCCCAGACAGCUGGGGCACCAGCCCGCCACGUGGCACCAGUGCACGCCCAAACUUGGGCAGCUCCUCCCGUCAGCUCCCGGCCAGGGACGGCAGCACGGCCCGCGCGGAAGCCGUGCGGCCUUCCACGCACACAGUCGCCACCCCCAGGGGGACCGCCAGUGCGGGACGCGCAUCCCAGUCCCCUUUCCCAGCGGGCUCAGAGACCCUGGCCAAGGCCACGUCUCCCACGGUCAUCGCCUCCACCGGGGAAGAUUCCACGCCCUCCACGUCACCCGCGCACGUCUCUCAGGCGACACAAAUCCAAACACAGCCAACGUGGCCCCUGACCCCCGCCUUGCGAGUCCCUAGCUCCUCCCAGGAGACCGCCUCGGCCACAGCCACAAGCAGUGUCCUCUCCCACGCACCCACUGCAGCGACCACCCACGUGUAUCCACGGAUUUCCACAAUCAGGAGAGACCAGUCUUCGGAGUCCUGGGCUUCAGGAGGGCUUAAGGGAACUGAUGGCCAUAUGGAACACAUCACAAAGAUACCCAAUGAAGCAUCACUUAGAGAUACCUUAGGGCCAGUCAAGGAGCCUCUAGCAUCCACAUCAUCUGCUAACCCCAGAGGACUACACAUAGGAGGGACAGAAAGAGCAGAGACUACUGCCACAGCUCUAAAGACCAUCUCUGCAGCCACUGUGACCACCAGAGUCUAUACUUCUACCUCAAGAACACUAACUUUCCUCAAAACAUGGGCACAAACAUCUACCACAAACACAGCAGGAAUGACUACCACAACCCCAGAUGUUUCCCCUGAUGUUUCAGAGAUGACAACCUCAUUGGCCACCAGACUUGAAACAGAGACUGGCACGGGUAUUCCCAGGAUAACCCCAACUGUUUUCAAUAGAGAACCAGAGACCGCAGCCCCACUGGUCCCCAGUUCUGGGCCAGAGACCAGUCCAACUGUGCAAAUUGCUUCCUCUGGUGAGAUGAACACAACAGUCACAGAAACCACCUCAAUUACUUCCAAGGCAACACUAAAUGUUUCUCACAGUGAAUCAUACACCACUCCAUCAAUAGCCACCAGUCCUGAGGCAGAAGUCAGUACAGCUGUUCCAACUCCAGCUGCUUCCUGUGAUGUACCAGAUACAGUGAUCUCAAUGACUACUAGUCCUGUAGCAGAGACAAGUAUGGUUACUCUGACAUAUUCAACUCUGACAGAUUCUCCAGAUGAACCAAAGACCACAGCUGCAGAGGUCACCCAUCCUAGUUCACUAACGGGCUAUUCCAUUAUGGCUUUGGCUGUCUCUCCUAGUGUGCCAGGGUUAGAAACCUCACUGGACACUAGUUCUGGGGCAGAGACCAGCCCAGGCAUUCAAACCCUGACUGUUUCCCCUAGUAAGCCAAGAACAACAGUCUCAUGGCUCAUCCAUUCUGUGGAGAAAAGACCAACUGUUUCAAGAAUAAUACCAAAUAUUUCCUAUAAUGACUCAGACACAACAACUUCAAUGGCUACCAGUCCUGGGGCAGAAGCUGAUUCAACUGUUUCAACUAUGACUAUCUCACAUGGUGUAGUAGAUCUGGUGACUUCACAGGUCACUACCACUGGGAUAGAUACCAGUACAACUUCUCCAACAUGGACCGUGUCCUUGCAUGAGCCAGAAACAACAGCUUCAUGGGUCACUCAUCCUACAGAGAACAGCACAACAGUUCCCAGGACAGCCCCUAAUUUUUCCCAUAGUGAAUCUGAUACUACACCCUCCAUGGCCACCAGUCCUGGAGGAGAAGCCAGUUCAGCUGCUUCAACUAUGACUGGUGUUCCAGAUAUGGUGACCUCACAGGUCACUAGUUCUGGGACAGACACCAAUAUAGCUCUUUUAACUCUGACUCUUCCUCCUGGUGAACUAGAUACCACAGCCUCAUUGGUCACUCAUGCCUGGACAGACACCAGUUUAGCCAUUCCAACUCUGACGACCUUGACCAGUGUAUCAGGGAUAGUGACCUCACUGGCCACUAGUUCUGGGGCACAGACAAGUACAACUGUUCCAACUUUGACUGUCUCUUCAGGUCAACUGGAUACCACAGCUUCAUGGAUCAACCAUCCUGGGGCAGAAGUCAGUUCAACUGUUUCAACUAUGAAUAGCUCACGUGUCCCACUUAUGGUGAGUUCACAGGUCACUACCACUGGAAUAGAUACCAGUACAACUUUUCCAACACUGACUGAGUCCCUGAAUGAACCAGAGACCACAGCCUCACUGUUCACCCAUCCUCAGGUACAAACAACCAUUCCAACUUGGACUGUCUUCCCUAGAGUUCCAGAGCUGGUGACUUCAGCAGUCACUAGUUUCAGGACAGAAGCCAGUAAGUUUCCAACUCUGACUGGUACAUCCAGUCAACUGGAGAUGACAACCUCAUUGGUCACUGAUCCUGGGAAAGAAGCUAAUUCUGUUGGUACUUCUUUUACUGUCUCCCCUGGUAAGCCAGAUAGAAGAGUCUCAUUCAUUACCCAUCCUACAGAGAAUAGCCCAACUGUUACUGGGACAACUCCAAGUUUUUUCCAUAGUAAAUCAUACAACACACCAGCUACCAGUCCUGGGGCAGAAUCCAGUCUAGCCAUUUCAACGACUAUUUUAGCUGGUGUACCACACAUGCCAACCCCACUGGUUACUAGUAGGACAGACACUAGUACAACUUAUCCAACACUGAUUAUGUCCCCACAUAAAUCAAAGACAAUGAUCUCAUGGGUCACUCAUCCUGCAAAGACCAGUCAAAUGGUUCCCAGGACAAUCCCCAAUGUUUUCCAUAGUGAAGCUGACACCAAACCCUCAGUGGCCACCAGUCCUGGAACAGAAGCCAGUUCAACUGUUCCAACAAUAACUCCGUCACCUGAUGCAACAGACAUGGUCAUCUCACAGGCCACUAGUUCUGGGGCAGGAACCAGUAUUAUUUCAACUCUGACUCUUUCUCCUGGUGAACCAGGAACAGCCUCACUUGCCAUCCAUCCUGAGAUACGCACAAGUUCAGCCAUUACAACUCUGGCUGUUACACCUGGUGCAUCAGAGCUGGUAACCUCACUGGUUACUGGUUCUGAGACUGAGACCAUCACAGUUAUUCCACCUGUGACUGAUCACUCAAGUGAACCAGAGGCAACAGUCUCACGGGACACCCAUUCUUGGAUAGAAGCCAGUUCAGCUGUUCCAAAUCUGACUCUUUCUUCUGAUGAGACAGAUACAAGAGCCUAUUCUGCAGAAACCAAUAUACCUGUUUCCAGAACAACCUCAGAUUUUCCCCAAAAUCAAUCAGACACCAUAACUUCAAUGGCCACCAGUCCUGGGACAAAAGCCAGUUCAGCUGUUUCAACUAUGACUAUCGUUGAAACAUAUUGGCAGGACGUUACUACUGAGAUAGACACCAGUACAACUAUUCCAACACAGACUGAGUCCCCACACGAAGCAGAGACAUCACCUUCAUGGAUCACUCAUUCUGCAGAGACCAGCACAACAGUUCCCAGGACUACUACUAAUUUUUCCCAGAGUGAAGCCAACACUGCACUUUUUAAAGCCACCAGUCCUUCAGCAAAAGCCAGUUCAACUGUGCUAACAAUGACUGUGUCACCUGGUGGACCAGCUAUGUUGACCUCACAGGUCACUAGUUCUGGAGCAGUGAGCAACACAACUAUUUCAACUCUAACUCUUUCUCUUGGUGAGACAGAAACUGCAACCUCAUUGGUCACCCACCUCAGUGCAAAGAUAAGCACAAAAUUUCCUGCUUCAACUGUUUUUCCUCAUGUACCAGAGACCACAGUCUCACUCUCUACCCAUCCUGGGAGAGAGACCAGGAUAACUCUUCCAACUUCAAUUUUUCCUCCUGGUUUAUCAAAGACCACAGGCUUCUUGGCUACCAGCUCUUUGGCAGAUGUCAAAACAAGCAUUCCAACUCUGACCCUGUCUCCCAAUGUCCCUGGGCUUUCCAGAGUUGCUACAACAACAAGAAAGCCUAAUACUGUAACUUUUUGGAGCACAGAAACCUCACCACUCACAACUUCAGUUGGACUUCCAGAAUUUUCCAGGACAGCUACAAGUACCACUAGGACCUUGAUACCAUUGGAAACUCCAACACCGCUUAAAACCAGUCAUGGAGAAGGAGUUAGUCCAACAGCUAUCCCCAAAACUAUAAUGGUGGAAACCACUAAUUCAAAUGCCACAAGUUCAAAACCCACCAUGGCUGAGACCACAACUACCUUCAGUACACUGUCUGGAAGUCCCUUUGCUCCUCUGACCACACCUGAGAUGUCCACCUUGACCUCUGAGAGCAUGACUUCAGGAACAAGUACCCACCACAAGACCAUGUCUAAUGAGUCUGAGGCAGCGGUGAUCCCUCUUCUGCCAUUCACCCUCAACUUCACCAUCACUAACCUGCAGUACGAGGAGGACAUGCAGCGCCCAGGCUCCUGGAAGUUCAACAACACCAAGAGGGUCCUGCAGGGUCUGCUCGAACUCUUGCUCAAGAAUAGCAGUAUAGGAAACCUCUAUUCAGGCUGCAGACUAGCCUCACUCAGGUCUGAGAAGGAUGGGACAGCCACCAAAGUGGAUGCCAUCUGCACACAUCGUUCUGACCCCAAAGGCUUCAGACUGGACAGAGAGCAGCUAUACUGGGAACUGAGCAAGAUGACCCAUGGAAUCACAGGCCUGGGCCCUUAUAUCCUGGACAAGGACAGUCUCUAUGUUAAUGAAUUCACCCAUCAGAGAUCUGUGCCUGUCAGCAGCACAUUUGGGACAUACACAGUAAACGUGGAAAUCUCUGGGACUCCACCCUCCCUCCCCAGCCCCACAGUCACUGAACCUCUCCUGAUGCUACUCACUCUCAACUUCACCAUCCUGAACCUGAAGUAUGAGGAGGUGAUGGAUCACCCUGGCUCCUGGAAGUUCAACACUACAGAGAGCGUCCUGCAAGAUCUGCUCAGGCACUUGUUCCAGAACACCAGUGUGAACUCUCUAUACUCUGGCUGCAGACUGACCUUGCUCAGGCCCAAGAGGGACCAGGCAGCCACUGGAGUAGAUGCCAUCUGCACCCUCCACCCAGACUUGGCAGGUCACAGGCUGGACAGAGAGCAGCUUUACUGGGAGCUGAGCAAUCUGACCCAUGGCAUCACUAGGCUGGGCCCCUACACCUUGGACAAGGACAGUCUCUAUGUCAGUGGUUUCACCCACAGGAGUUUUGUGCCCAUAACCAGCACUCCUGAAAUUUCCACCAUGGACAUCAGGACUUCCAUGAUCCCUUCCUUCUUCCUCAGCCCAACAACCCCUGAAGCGUCCCUGUUGCCUUUCACCCUCAACUUCACCAUCCUCAACCUGCCCUACGUGCCGGUCACGGAUCGCCCUGGCUCCUGGAAGUUCAACAGCACGGAGAGGGUCCUGCGGCAUCUACUCAGGUCAUUGUUCAACAGUACCAGUGUGGGCCCUCGCUUCUCUGGCUGCAGACUGACCUCACUCAGCUCCAGGCCAGAGAGGGACCAUGCGGCCACUGGAGUAGAUGCCAUCUGCACCCUACACCCUGACCCAGUAGGCUUGGCUCUAGACAGAGAGCAGCUCUACUGGGAGCUGAGCAAGCUGACCCACGGCAUCACUGAGCUAGGCUCCUACACCCUGGACAAGGACAGUCUCUAUGUCAAUGGUUUCAUUUCUCACAACUCUCUUCACUUCACCAGCACCACAAGCUCUGCUCUGGUGCCCUUUACCUUUAACUUCACCAUCACAAACCUGCAGUAUGUGUCUGACAUGAGGCACCGAGGAUCUGCAAUAUUCAACACAACAGGGGAGACCCUGCAGCUCAUGCUUGCUCCUUUGUUCAGGAACACCAGCAUUGGCCCACUGUAUUCUAGCUGCAGACUGAUCUCCCUCAGGCCAGAAAAGGACCAGUCAGCCACCAGAGUACAUGCCAUCUGUACCCUCCACCCUGACUCAGCAGGCCACAGGCUGGACAGAGAGCAGCUCUACUGGGAGCUGAGGCAGCUGACCCACAGCUUCACUGAGUUGGGCCCCUACAAUCUGGACAAGGACAGCCUCAACGUCAAUGGUUACACUCACCGGGUCCUGACCUCUACCCCUAGCAUUGUGAUGGGCUACACUAUGUCUCCUGCGACUUCAGGGACCUCUGUUCCAGUCUCCACAGCUGUUGGCUCUCUCCUAAUGACAUUCACCAUCAACUUCACCAUCUUGAACCUGCAUUACAAUGAGGACCUUGAUCACCCAGGCUCUUGGAGGUUCAACACCACAGAGAGGGUCAUGCAGAACCUGCUCAAGUCCUUGUUCCAGAACACUAGCAUUGGCCCUCUGUACUCCAGCUGCAGAUUGACCUCGCUUAGGCCCAAAAAGAAUGGAGAAGCCAUAGGAGUAAACACCAUCUGCAACCUCCACCCUGACCCUACAGGCCAUGGGCUGGACAGAGAGAAGCUGUACGAGGAACUGAGCCAGCUCACCCACAAUGUCACCCGGAUAGGCCCCUUUAACCUGGACAAGGGCAGUCUCUAUGUCAAUGGUUACACCUACCAGACCCAGACUACCAUUCCUAGGAGCCUGACUCAGCAUGGCCUAUCCUCUCCCUCUCCUGCUGCAGCCACACAAACACCUCUGGUGCACUUCACCGUCAACUUUACCAUCACCAGCCUGCACUUCAGGAAGGACAUGCAGCCUCCAGGCUCCCCAAGGUUCAACAAUCUGGAGAAGUCUCUACAGAUCCUGCUGGAUCUCCUGUUCCAAAAAACCAGUAUCAGCCCACUGUACUCUGGCUGCAGACUGACCUUGCUCAGACCUGAGAAGAAUGGGUCAGCCACUGGAGUGGACACCAUCUGCACCCUCCUCCGUGACCCUACAGGCCAUGAGCUGGACAGAGAGAUACUAUACCAAGAGCUGAGCCAGCUGACCUACAGUGUCACCCAGCUGGGCCCCAGAACCCUAGACCAGGAUAGUCUCUAUGUCAAUGGUUAUACACACAAGAUGAAGACCACCACCUCCAGCACCACUGGCCCUGUCCUGGUGCCCUUCACCAUCAACUUCACCAUCACCAAUGUGAAGUACACAAAUGACAUGGAACAUCCAGAUUCCUUACAGUUUGACAAAACUGAAAGGGUCCUGCAAACCUUGCUCACGUCCUUGUUCAACCAGACCAGUGCAGCCUCUGUCUAUGCUGGUUGUAGACUGGCCUCGCUCAGGCCUGCAAAAGGUGGAGUGGCUACCAAAGUGGAAGUCAUCUGCACCUUCCAUUCUCACCCUGCGGGCCCUGAACUGUACAGAGAACUGCUGUACUGGGAGCUGAGCCAGCUGACCUAUGAUAUCUCCCAUCUGGGUCCCUUCCAGCUGGAUAGGAAUAGUCUCUAUAUCAAUGGUUAUACCUAUGCAGCCCCAAUUUCCACCAAUGGGGAGCUCAGCAAAGAGCCCUUCACGCUGAACUUCACCAUCAACAACCUGCACUACUCAGCAGAAAUGGGGCACGUUGGCUCCCACACAUUCAACAUCAUGGACUCCCUCAUGCAGCACCUGCUCCAUCCUUUGUUCCAGAAGAGCAGCCUGGGUGCACGAUACGUGGGCUGCAAGGUCACCUCGCUAAGGCCCCUCAAGAAAGGCAGCCACACACAGGUGGACAUGUUCUGCGCCUACUGGCAGCCACAUGGUGCCCCGGUUCUGCUUGCCAAGCGGGUGUUCCAUGAGCUGAGUGGGCAGACCUACGGCAUCACCCAGCUGGGGCCCUACUCUCUGGACAAAGACAGCCUCUAUGUUAAUGGUUAUAAUGAACGUGGUCCAGAUAAACCUCCUACAAGCCAGAAAGUACCGGUCCUAAGUGAGUACCAGCUGAUUUUCCACAUCAUCAACUGGAACCUCAGGCAUCCAGGUGCCAACUCCUCAGAGUCUGCCACCCUACAAAGGGACAUCCAGGACAAGGUCACUGCACUCUACGUAGGCAGCCAGUUACGAGACACAUUCCGCACCUGCCUGGUCACAAACCUGAUGUUGAACCCCAUGUGGGUCACUGUCAAGGCACAGUUCUCCUCCAAUCUGGACCCCCACUUGGUGGAGCAAGUCUUUCUAAAUAAGACCCUGAAUGGCUCAUCUCACUGGCUGGGCGCCACCUACCAGUUGACAGAUCUACAUGUGACAGAAAUGAAGACACCUCUUGGUUCACCCACUGGACAACCAAUAAUCAGUUCCACCCCUCAGCACUUUCAGCUGAAUUUCACCAUCACCAAUCUUCUAUAUUCCCAGGACAUAGUCCAGCCAAACACUGGCAAACACCAGCAAAACAAAAGGAGUAUCGAGGAUGCGCUCAACAAACUCUUCCAUAACAGCAGCAUCAAGAGCAAUUUUUCUGACUGUCAAGUUUUAGCAUUCAGGCCCAUUCCUCACAACAGUCACACCGGAGUAGACUCCCUGUGUCACUUCUUCCCACUGACUCAGAGACCAGACAGAGUUACCAUCUAUAAGGAAUUCUUACAGAUGACCCAGAAUGGUACCCAGCUGCAGAACUUCACCCUAGACAAGAACAGCAUCUUUGUGGAUGGGUAUUCUCCCAAUAGAGAUCCCUUGACUGAGAAUUCUGGUCUUCCCUUCUGGGCCAUCAUCCUCAUUGCCCUGGCAGGACUCAUGAUAUGCCUCCUCGCUGGUUACCUGAUGAUCAUCUGCCUGAGAAAGAAGAACAAGGGUGACUAUGAGGUUGAGCGAUGCCACCUGAGCUAUUACCUGUCACAUCUGAACCCAAGGAAGCAGCAUUGA